CCGACAGACGGACGGACCGACGGGCGGGCAUGCGGGCGGCUCGACUCUAGCCCGGGCUCAGGGCUCCGGCCACAGCCAUGGAGCGGCGGUUGCGCGCGCUGGAGCGGCUGGCGCGGGGCGAGGCCGGCGGCGGCCCGGGGCUCGACGGCCUCCUGGAUCUGCUGCUGGGGCUGCACCAAGAGCUCAGCAGCGCCCCCCUGCGGCGGGAGCGCAACGUGGCGCAGUUCCUGAACUGGGUCAGCCCCUUCAUAGCAAAGGUGAAAGAGCUGCAGCUGCAGAGAGAUGACUUUGAGAUCUUGAAGGUGAUCGGCCGAGGGGCCUUCGGGGAGGUCGCUGUGGUGAGGCAGAGGGACAGUGGCCAGAUUUUUGCCAUGAAAAUGUUGCACAAGUGGGAGAUGCUCAAGAGGGCCGAGACGGCCUGUUUCCGGGAGGAGCGGGACGUUCUGGUGAAGGGGGACAGCCGCUGGGUGACCGCUCUGCAUUACGCCUUCCAGGAUGAGGAGUACCUGUACCUAGUGAUGGACUACUACGCUGGAGGGGACCUCCUCACUCUGCUGAGCCGCUUUGAGGACCGUCUCCCGCCCGAGAUGGCCCAGUUCUACCUGGCCGAGAUGGUGCUGGCCAUCCACUCGCUGCAUCAGCUGGGCUACGUCCACAGGGACGUCAAGCCGGACAAUGUCCUGCUGGACAUGAACGGGCACAUCCGCUUGGCCGACUUUGGCUCCUGCCUACGGCUCAACAACAGUGGCAUGGUGGAUUCGUCAGUGGCAGUGGGGACGCCCGACUACAUCUCCCCUGAGAUCCUGCAGGCCAUGGAGGAGGGCAGGGGCCACUACGGCCCACAGUGUGACUGGUGGUCCCUGGGGGUCUGUGCCUACGAGCUGCUCUUUGGGGAGACGCCCUUCUACGCUGAAUCCCUGGUGGAAACCUACGGCAAGAUCAUGAACCAUGAGGACCACCUGCAGUUCCCCCCAGAUGUGCCCGAUGUGCCGGCCAGUGCCCAAGACCUGAUCCGCCAGCUGCUGUGCCGCCAGGAGGAGCGUCUGGGCCACGGAGGGCUGGACGACUUCCGGAACCACCCCUUCUUCGAAGGUGUGGACUGGGAGCGGCUGGCGACGAGCACUGCCCCCUACAUCCCCGAGGUUCGCGGGCCCAUGGACACCUCCAACUUCGACGUGGAUGACGACACCCUCAACCAUCCAGGGACCCUGCCGCCACCCUCCCACGGGACCUUCUUAGGCCACCACCUGCCAUUCCUGGGUUUCACCUAUACCUCAGGCAGUCUGGGCCCUGAGAGCAGUUCUGAGCAGUUGGCUGCCCUGGAGCGGAAGCUCCGCUGUUUGGAGCAGGAGAAGGUGGAGCUGAGCCGGAAGCUCCAAGAGGCUCUGCAGACCCCCUCAGACCAUCGGGAGCUGGAGCAGCUACGGAAGGAAGUGCAGACUCUGCAGGACAGGCUGUCAGAGACGCUGAGGGACAGCAAGGUGGACGGGCGCCCAGCUGGUAGCUCAGGCCGGGACAGUGACCUGCGGCAGGAGAGAGACCAGCUCCUCCAGGAGCUGGUCGAGGCUCGGGCAGGGCUGCGGGCGCAGGAGCAGGAGCUGUGCAGGGCCCAGGGGUGGCAGGAGGAGCUGCUCCAGAAGCUGCAGGAGGCCCAGGAGAGAGAGGUGGCCAUGGCCAGUGAGACCCAGGCCCUGAACUCCCAGCUGGAGGAAGCCUGGGAUGCCCAGAGGGAGCUGCAGGCCCAGGUGGCCACCCUGAGCCAGGAGGUGACGCAGCUCCAGAGACAGCAGGAACGAAGCCUGGAGAAGGAGCCUCCCCAGAUCAAGACCAUCCACACCGCCUCUGAGACCAACGGCACAGGAUCGCCUGAGGGCAGCAGGCCUCAGGAAGCACAGCUGAGGCAGGAGGUAGCUGCCCUGCGUGUGCAGCUGGAGCAGGCCCGCGGCCACGGGCCGAGUGGGAAGGAGGCAGCUCUGCGGCAGCUGCAGGAGGAGAACCAGCAGCUGAGCCGCGAGCAGCAGCGGCUGGUGGAGGAGCUGGAGCGGGAGCAGCAGAGCAAGCAGAGACUGGAGGGCGAGCAGCGGGAGACCGAGAGCAACUGGGAGGCCCAGAUCGCGGACAUCCUCAGCUGGGUGAAUGACGAGAAGGUGUCAAGAGGCUACCUGCAGGCGCUGGCCACCAAGAUGGCCGAGGAGCUGGAGUCCUUGCGGAACGUGGGCACCCAGACUCUCCCUGCCCGGCCGCUGGAUCACCAGUGGAAGGCACGGCGGCUGCAGAAGAUGGAGGCGUCGGCCAGGCUGGAGCUGCAGUCAGCACUUGAGGCCGAGAUACGGGCCAAGCAGGGCCUGCAGGAGCAGCUGACGCAGGUGCAGGAGGCCCAGCUGCGGGCUGAGAGCUGUCUGCAGGAGGUCGAGAGGCAGAACCAGGGCCUGCAGCAGGAGCUGGCUACCCUCCGGGAGGAGCUGCGGGCCCAUGGGCCGGGGGACACCAAGCCCUCAAACUCCCUGAUUCCCUUCCUGUCCUUCCGGAGCUCAGAGAAGGAUUCCACCAAGGACGUCUCAGGAGAGGCCCUGAAGCCUGGGCUGGAGCCCGAGCUGAGGCCAGAGGGCCGCCGCAGCCUGCGCCUGGGGACUGUGUUCCCCAGAACGCCUGCUGCUACCACACCCCCUGCAGAAGGUCCUCCUGCAAAGCCUGGCUCACACACGCUGCGCCCCCGGAGCUUCCCAUCCCCCACCAAGUGUCUCCGCUGCACCUCGCUGAUGCUGGGCCUGGGCCGCCAGGGCCUGGGCUGUGACGCUUGCGGCUACUUCUGUCACUCGACUUGUGCCCCACAGGCCCCACCCUGCCCCGUGCCCCCUGACCUCCUCCACACGGCCCUGGGAGUGCACCCUGAAACGGGCACGGGCACCGCCUACGAGGGCUUCUUGUCGGUGCCACGGCCCUCGGGUGUCCGGCGGGGCUGGCAGCGAGUGUUUGCUGCCCUCAGUGACUCGCGCCUGCUCUUCUUUGAUGCCCCAGACCCGAGGCUCAGCCCGGCCAGCGGGGCCCUCCUGCAGGCACUGGAUCUGAGGGACCCGCAGUUCUCAGCCACCCCUGUCCUGGCCUCGGAUGUUAUCCACGCCCAAUCCAAGGACCUGCCCCGCAUCUUUAGGGUGACGGCCUCCCAGCUGACGGUGCCGCCUGCCACGUGCACCGUGCUGCUGUUGGCGGAGAGCGAGGGCGAGCGGGAGCGCUGGCUGCAGGUGCUGGGCGAGCUGCAGCAGCUGCUGCUGGACGCACGGCCCAGGCCCCGGCCGGUGUACACGCUCAAGGAGGCCUACGACAACGGGCUGCCGCUGCUGCCCCACGCGCUCUGCGCCGCCAUCAUCGACCAGAAACGGCUUGCUCUGGGCACUGAGGAGGGGCUCUUUGUGAUCCACCUGCACAGCAACGACAUCUUCCAGGUGGGUGAGUGCCGGCGGGUGCAGCGGCUGGCUGUGAGCCCCACCGCGGGCCUUCUGGUCGUGUUGUGCGGCCGCGGCCCCAGCGUGCGCCUCUUUGCCCUGGCCGAGCUGGAGAAUGUGGAGGCAUCAGGUGCCAAGAUCCCCGAGUCUCGAGGCUGCCAGGCCCUGGCAGCCGGGCGCAUCCUGCAGGCCCGCACCCCCGUGCUCUGUGUCGCAGUCAAGCGCCAGGUGCUCUGCUACCAACUGGGUCCAGGCCCGGGGCCCUGGCAGCGCCGCAUCCGCGAGCUGCAGGCACCAGCACCUGUGCAGAGCCUGGGGCUGCUGGGUGACCGGCUGUGCGUGGGCGCGGCUGGCGCCUUCACCCUCUACCCGCUGCUCAACGAGGCUGCGCCCUUAGUGCUGGGAGCCAGUCUGGUGCCUGAGGAGCUGCUCCCAUCCCGCGGGGGCCUGGGUGAGGCCCUGGGCGCCGUGGAGCUCAGUCUCAGUGAGUUCCUGCUGCUCUUCACCACCGCCGGGGUCUAUGUGGACAGCGCCGGCCGCAAGUCUCGCAUCCAAGAGCUGCUGUGGCCAGCAGUGCCCACGGGUUGGGGUUACGCAGCCCCCUACCUGACAGUGUUUAGCGAGAACGCCAUCGAUGUGUUUGAUGUGAGGAGAGCAGAAUGGGUCCAGACGGUGCCACUCAAGAAGGUGCGACCCCUGAACCCAGAGGGCUCCCUGUUCCUCUUUGGCACCGAGAAGGUCCGCCUGACCUACCUCAGGAACCCGCUGGCAGAUACGGACGAGUUCGACAUCCCCAACCUCACCGACAACAGCCGGCGCCAGCUGUUCCGCACCAAGAGCAAGCGCCGCUUCUUCUUCCGCGUGUCGGAGGAGCAGCUGCAGCAGCAGCGCAGGGAGAUGCUGAAGGACCCUUUUGUGCGCUCCAAGCUCAUCUCAACGCCCACCAACUUCAACCACCUGGUGCACGUGGGCCCUGCAGACGGAAGGCCCAGCGCCAGGGACCUGCCCCCGGCUCCGGAAGAGAAGGGCCGAGGUGCCCGCAGCUCUGGCCCGCAGCGGCCCCACAGCUUCUCCGAGGCCUCGCGGCGCCCAGCUUCCAUGGGCAGUGACGGCCUCGCUGGAGACGCGGACCACACAGUGAAGAGGAAGCCUUGGACGUCUCUGUCCAGCGAGUCGGUGUCCUGCCCCCAGAGAUCUCUGAGCCCCGUGGCCUCCCUGAUACAGAGUUCAGUAGGAUUUCCUCAGACUCUUCUCACGUACCCCUACCCCACCUCACAUCUGACCUCCUCCGAUGGCCCUGCCGCAGCAAGGGAUGUGUCCUGGGGAAGCCUCUGGGAGGCGCUGACGUGGUUUCAGAACGGCCCCGGAGCCUCCCCCCGGCCCCUGAAUCUGAGAGCUCCCCUUGACACCCUCCAGCGGGGCCCAACCCCCAAUCCCAGGACCGAGAGAUGUGAGGAAGCAAAGAGCUUGAGGAACGCCAUAUUCCGGCUGGUCCGGGACGUGUGGAAAUUUGGACUCAGGGAGGGCCUGGGCUGGGCAGCCAUGGCCUGGGUUGCUAGGACAGGGCCAGGGGGGGAGGGGGAUCUGACUCCCAGCCCUCAUCCCGCCUUUCGCUCUGCUCCCAUCCCAGCCUGUGCUAGCCAUGGGGAAUAGGAUGGCCCCCUUCUGCCCUGGGGGCCCCUCUGCGCCAGUGUCCAGGGGUGAUUUUGCCAAAGCUCUCACUUCCAGGGCCAAGCCCCAGGAGUGCUGUGCGCAAGAGUCCAGAAGAGGGACAGAGAGGGGCCGGGUUCCUGGGAGCAGUCUGGGGUCUUGGCUGUGGACUGUCUAACCCUCAAGGAGGUUGAGUUGGGGCAUAUCCCAGUCUCUGCUCAGGGUCAGGGCAGGAAAGACAGGCUCUAAUCCAGAGAAAGAGGUAGAGAAGGAGAGAAAGGAUGUCGGUGAAGGAGGUGAGAGAGGCAAGGGGGAGGAAAGGAAGUGCAAGAGGAGGGGAUAGUGAUUGGAAGGAGGUGAAAGCCAUCCAGAGGAGGAGAGAAGAGUAAAGGAGGAGCGAUGGAGAAGAGAGAGGCCAGAGGAGAGGGGUGGAGGGAGAGGGAGCUGGGAGAGCACACGCGCAGGCGCCUUCUGUCUGGGGGGGGAGUCGG
This is a messenger RNA of Balaenoptera acutorostrata (minke whale), 5584 nucleotides long. It is a transcript of the gene CDC42BPG, whose product is annotated as CDC42 binding protein kinase gamma. The record is from RefSeq and is a predicted model, not a curated record. Gene Ontology annotation, cellular component: cytoskeleton; cytoplasm. Lineage: Eukaryota; Metazoa; Chordata; Mammalia; Artiodactyla; Balaenopteridae. The transcript has 38 exons. Bases 78 to 5096 code for a protein of 1672 amino acids. Gene Ontology annotation, biological process: peptidyl-threonine phosphorylation; actomyosin structure organization. Gene Ontology annotation, molecular function: protein serine/threonine kinase activity; ATP binding.